UUGGGAAACUUCCGGCACACACACCUUUCUUCUUCCUCCUCCGCCUCCCCCUGACCCGGCCGGCCGUUGAAACCCCUGCCAUGUCCACCAACCCAUUCGCUGCUACACCUAUAUGUACCCGCCCAGCAACCCCUUUGACCAAACCAAGAAGCUCGCACACACAACGCCUUCUUCAACUGAAGCUCCAUCCAUCCAUCCGGCGAGCGAGCGAGCAACUGAGCGGGAGCGGCCGCAUUUGUCCUGGACUUGAUCUAUCGGCCGACUGAUACUGAUACGUGCGUUCUGUGAGCCAGCCGGCCAUGGACACGGGCCCGGCGGCGUUCGGGGUGGCGAGCCUGCGGAUGGGCCGCUCCUACCGGGAGCGCGGAAGCGACGUCUUCUCGCGGGCGGCUUCGUCGGCGAGGGGAGGAGACUCGGAGGACGACGAGGAGGCGCUCACGUGGGCGGCGCUCGAGAGGCUGCCCACGCACAGCCGCGUCCGCAAGGGCAUCGUCGGGGACGGCGGCUGCGAGCUCGUCGACAUCGCCGGCCUCGGCUUCCAGGAGAGGACGCGCCUGCUCGAGCGACUCGUGCGCGUCGCGGAGGAGGACCACGAGCGAUUCUUGCUCAGGCUCAGGCAGAGGCUAGACAGAGUUGGGCUCGACUUUCCGACCAUCGAAGUGCGGUACGACCACCUCAACAUCGAUGCGCUCGCACAUGUCGGGAACAGAGGCCUGCCCACGUUCAUCAACACCACUCUCAACUCUCUAGAGUCCAUAGCCAAUCUACUUCAUAUAAUUCCCAACAACAAGGUGCCGAUGAACAUCCUCCAUGAUAUUAAUGGAAUUAUCAAGCCAAAGAGGAUGACGUUACUAUUAGGGCCACCAGGAUCAGGGAAGACUACACUGCUUCUUGCUUUGGCAGGGAAACUAGGUUCUGAUCUAAAGGUUACAGGAAAAGUGACAUACAAUGGGCAUGGAAUGAAUGAGUUUGUGGCUCAAAGGUCAGCGGCCUACAUAUCACAACAUGACCUCCACAUCGCUGAGAUGACGGUACGGGAAACCUUGUCCUUCUCAGCCAGAUGCCAAGGGGUUGGAAGCAGAUACGAUAUGCUAACUGAGCUAUCUAGAAGGGAGAAGGCUGCAAAUAUCAAACCAGACCCUGAUCUUGAUGUCUACAUGAAGGCGAUAGCAGUGGGUGGUCAGGAUACAAAUAUCAUCACUGAUUACAUCCUCAAGAUUUUAGGGCUUGACAUUUGCGCCGACACCAUGGUCGGAGACGAUAUGCUGAGAGGAAUCUCAGGGGGGCAACUUAAACGUGUCACAACUGGUGAGAUGAUGGUUGGAGCAGAAAGAGCACUGUUCAUGGAUGAAAUCUCCACGGGCCUGGAUAGCUCUACUACAUACCAGAUAGUGAAAUCACUUGGACUGAUCACUAACAUCCUCAGCGGCACAACUGUCAUUUCCCUGUUGCAACCUGCACCAGAGACAUAUAAUUUGUUUGAUGACAUAAUCCUCCUGUCCGACGGCUACAUUGUGUAUCAAGGGCCACGUGAAAAUGUGCUUGAAUUCUUCGAAUCCAUGGGCUUCAAAUGUCCUGAUCGGAAAGGUGUCGCUGACUUUUUGCAAGAAGUGACAUCAAGAAAAGAUCAGGCACAAUACUGGGCAAGGCGUAAUCAGAGAUACCAUUAUGUCCCAGUCAAGGAGUUUGCUCAUGCCUUCCAGGCAUUUCAUGUCGGCCAAAGUCUCUCUGCGGAGCUCUCACACCCUUUUGAUAGGAGCCAGUGCCACCCUGCUUCGCUGACAACCUCAACUUACGGUGCCAGCAAGAAAGAGCUGCUGCGUGCAUGCAUCGAGAGGGAGUGGUUGCUCAUGAAACGGAAUAUGUUUGUCUACCGUUUCCGGGCUGUUCAGCUUCUGGUAAUGACAAUAAUCGUGAUGACACUGUUCCUGCGCACAAACAUGCACCAUCGUACGGUUAACGAUGGCACUGUCUACUUAGGUGCCCUGUUCUUUUUUAUAGUUGCCCACAUGUUCAACGGCUUCUCUGAGCUCGCUCUAGCCACCAUAAAAUUGCCAGUCUUCUUCAAGCAAAGAGAUUACCUCUUCUUCCCUGCAUGGGCUUAUGCCAUACCAACUUGGAUCCUCAAGAUACCGAUAUCUUGUGUCGAGGUUGCGAUCACAGUAUUCUUGGGUUACUAUGUCAUUGGGUUCGAUCCAGAUGUUGGAAGGCUAUUCAAGCAAUACUUGCUGCUGUUGCUUGUUAACCAGAUGGCUGCAGCACUGUUCAGGUUCAUCGCAGCAUUGGGCAGGACCAUGGUUGUUGCAAAUACGUUGGCGUCCUUUGCACUCCUAGUGCUGCUCGUGAUGAGUGGAUUCAUCCUGUCACACCCUGAUGUGAAGAAAUGGUGGAUCUGGGGCUACUGGGCGUCGCCUCUUCAGUACGCCAUGAGCGCCAUUACAGUAAACGAGUUCCUUGGAGACAAAUGGCAAAAGGUUGUCCAGGGAUCCAACGAAAUUUUAGGAGUAGAUGUGCUCAAGUCCAGGGGUUUUUUCACUGAGGCAAAAUGGUACUGGAUUGGUAGUGGCGCCCUCCUUGGAUAUGUCAUCGUGUUCAACAUCCUCUUCACCGUUGCUCUAAGCUACCUUCAACCCAUGGGGAAAUCUCAGCAAAUACUUUCAGAGGAUGCGCUGAAGGAAAAGCAUGCCAGUAUCACCGGCGAAAUUCCUGAUGAGUCAAGAAGCUCUACAUCUGCAGGGAACAUGAACAACUCAAGGAGAAACUCUGCAUCAGGGGCUGCCUCAGGCGACGGCAGGAGGGGCAUGGUCCUGCCCUUUGCACCGCUUGCUGUUGCCUUCAACAACAUGAGAUACUCUGUUGACAUGCCUGCGGAAAUGAAAGCACAAGGUGUUGACCAAGAUAGGCUGCUUCUGCUAAAGGGAGUCAGUGGCAGUUUCAAGCCGGGAGUCCUCACAGCACUGAUGGGAGUCAGCGGCGCUGGCAAGACCACGCUGAUGGAUGUGCUGGCUGGAAGGAAGACUGGAGGCUACAUUGAAGGUGACAUCUCAAUCUCCGGCUACCCGAAGAAGCAGGAAACCUUCGCUCGCAUUUCCGGUUACUGUGAGCAGAAUGACAUCCACUCACCAAAUGUGACCGUGUACGAGUCCCUGGUGUACUCUGCAUGGCUCCGGCUGCCCUCUGAUGUAGAGUCAGAAACAAGAAAGAUGUUCAUAGAGCAAGUGAUGGAGCUGGUAGAAUUGAAUUCACUGAGAGAUGCACUCAUUGGACUACCUGGAGUCAGUGGCUUGUCAACAGAGCAAAGGAAGAGGUUGACGAUCGCGGUUGAGCUGGUUGCUAAUCCGUCGAUCAUAUUCAUGGAUGAGCCUACCUCUGGCCUCGAUGCCAGGGCCGCGGCGAUUGUGAUGAGGACGGUGAGGAACACUGUGGACACAGGCAGGACCGUUGUUUGCACCAUCCACCAGCCUAGCAUCGAUAUCUUUGAGGCCUUCGAUGAGCUGUUCCUGAUGAAGAGAGGAGGGGAGGAGAUAUACGUGGGUCCUCUAGGACACCAAUCUCAUGACCUCAUUGAGUACUUUGAGGGAAUCGAACAGGUCAGCAAGAUCAAACCGGGGUACAAUCCGGCAACAUGGAUGCUGGAAGUGACCUCACAGGCACAAGAAGAUAUUCUGGGUGUCAGUUUCGCGGAGGUGUACAAGAACUCGGAUCUCUACCAGAGGAACCAGAGCGCGAUCAGGGAGCUCAGCAAGGCCCCUGCUGGGUCCAAGGAUCUCUACUUCCCGACGCAGUACUCGCAGAGCUCCAUCACCCAGUGCAUGGCGUGCCUGUGGAAGCAGAACCUGUCCUACUGGAGGAACCCUCAGUACACGGUGGUCCGCUUCUUCUUCUCCCUCGUGGUGGCCCUCAUGUUCGGCACCAUCUUCUGGCGCCUCGGGGGGAGGAAGUCGAGGCAGCAGGACCUGUUCAACGCGAUGGGGUCCAUGUACGCCGCCGUGCUCUUCAUGGGGAUCUCCUACUCGUCGUCGGUGCAGCCCGUGGUGGCGGUGGAGCGGACGGUGUUCUACCGGGAGAGAGCCGCCGGGAUGUACUCGGCGCUGCCCUACGCCUUCGGGCAGGUGGUGGUGGAGCUCCCCUACGUGCUGGUGCAGUCGCUGGUGUACGGGGUCAUCGUCUACGCCAUGAUCGGCUUCCAGUGGGACGUCAAGAAAUUCUGCUGGUACAUCUACUUCAUGUACUUCACGCUGCUCUACUUCACCUACUACGGUAUGCUCGCCGUCGGCCUCACCCCCAGCUACAACAUCGCCUCCAUCGUCUCAUCCUUCUUCUACGGCGUCUGGAACCUCUUCUCCGGAUUCGUCAUCGCACGCCCGACGAUGCCGGUGUGGUGGAGGUGGUACUCGUGGGCGUGCCCCGUGUCGUGGACGCUGUACGGGCUGGUGGCAUCGCAGUUCGGCGACCUCACGGAGCCACUCCAGGACACCAACGUGCCCAUCAACGUCUUCCUCGAGGACUUCUUCGGAUUCCAUCACGACUUCCUAGGCAUCGUCGCCGUCGCGGUCGCCGGGUUCGCCGUGCUCUUCGCUGUCUGCUUCGGACUCGCCAUCAAGGUGCUCAACUUCCAGCAAAGGUGAUUCAGCAUGCACCGAGUGGCGGCUUUGAGGCCGUUGGUGCACGGAUCGUGUCGGAAACGAAUGAUGUGCGUUUGUACUCAGCGCACGUCGCUUUUUCUUGGUUCCAUUAGUUUUUUUCCCCUAGUUCAUAGAUUUGGCGUGCAAAUGCUUAUAUUUUGUAUAUGUAAAGUACGCGCAUAGCAAGUGACACAGUAGCAAAAAAAAUACAAGCUAUAAAUAUGUAAUCAAGAGAAAUAUUUUGGGUGAAUUGGAUAAACCCGUACCCUGUUGUUGCAAGGUCAAACCUUAACAAAUACUAGUAAAGGGUGUGACCUAUUCUCA
Molecule: messenger RNA, 4949 nt
Organism: Lolium perenne
Lineage: Eukaryota; Viridiplantae; Streptophyta; Magnoliopsida; Poales; Poaceae
Product: ABC transporter G family member 44
Cellular component (GO): membrane
Molecular function (GO): ATP hydrolysis activity; ABC-type transporter activity; ATP binding
Source: RefSeq, a predicted model, not a curated record